This is a messenger RNA of Dermatophagoides farinae (American house dust mite), 1766 nucleotides long. The record is from RefSeq and is a predicted model, not a curated record. Lineage: Eukaryota; Metazoa; Arthropoda; Arachnida; Sarcoptiformes; Pyroglyphidae.
UAUUUGAUUUUAUAUAUAAAUGAAAUGCUCAAUAAAAUUAAUAAGGCUUUUUGUUUGAUAUUUUAAAAACAAUCGCUUCAUGUGGUAGCAGAGCGUGGUUGAUCGUUUUCUUUCACCCCUCUGGCUAAUCGUUUUAUUUUUUCAUUUGUUUAUUAUUGAAAAAAUGUCAUAUAUUUGUGUUUGUCAUGGCAAAGCCAUCUUCAACCAGCGGUAAUGACAUGGACUCAACCAUGAAGAAAUUUAUGGAAAUGUUCGUAUCUAUGAAUUCUUCACGAUCAUCAUCCGAGUCCAACAUGGGACUGGAAACGUAUGCAUUCAGUCAAGUGACCAAAUAUGAUGGUGCCAAUAUUAAAGAAUGGUCAUCCUCGGUACGAUCAGCAUUUCUUACGUGUGGAAAGGAACAUUUCCUGCGUAGUGAACUUCCGACUGGCCAUCCCGAAUACUCUCUUUAUCAGAGGUACUUUGGUCUAAUGAAAUUUACAUUUCAACCAAAGGUUCGGGACCAUGUUGAACAUCUGAAAACGGUGUUUCAACUAUGGGAUUAUAUGACUCGUUUCGAGAAAGAUAAUCGGGCUACAGCGGUAAGAAAAUAUAUCAAGCUGGUUGGUACAAAGUAUGAAGGUGGCGAACUUCGUCUUUGGCUUGAACAAUUGACAGCUCGUUUUGAAGAUGUCGAAUCGGAGUGGCUACAAAACACUGAGAAUUCUCGGUGCACUAUCAUCAUCAGUAUGUUACCACGACCAAAGUUCGAACGUCUGGCAGACAGACUGACGUCCAGAGAUUCGUUGACAAUGAAGGACAUAAUGAACGCAUUCAUCGAGGAGGACGAAAAAAUGAAAACUGUUUCAUCGAAACAUGUGAGUAAUCAGUCUGUCAAUGUCAUAAAGAAAAAAUUCAAUAAGAAAUCAUCAUCAUCAAAACGUAAUGAUGUGAAGUGUGAUUACUGCAAAAGAAAUGGUCAUACUAUUGAUGAUUGUCAUAAACGUUACUGGGAUGAACAUCAUAAAUCAUCCAUAUCAUCGUCAUCUAGCCAAUCAAAUUCGAAACCAUCGACAUCAUCGUCUUCAGCAUCAUCAAAGUCAUCGAACGCCGCAUCUACCAGCAAACAUUCGGUUAAGUCCGUUAUUCUUAAAAAUGUUUGUAACACAAAAAGUGAUUCAUGGAUCCUGGAUUCAGGAUCGACAACACAUGUGACAUUCAACGAAUCGGUGCUGGUUAACGCCAAGUCCAAACGGUGUGAGUUUGAGGCCGCUGGCGGAGAACCAAUUAUUUCAACAAAGAUAGGUGAUACUGUGAUUCAUCCAAAUGACAAUCAACUUAUGCUAAAAAAUGUUGUAUGUGGUGAUUGAUUUUACUUGGCCGAGAUGCAAAACGAAGACGGAACGUUGAAUAUAAAAUUCAAUGCAGAGUCUGAUAUCAUAAAAUGGGAAGUACGAUCGCGGCAUCUCAAUCAAAAAACAUACAAAUGCUAUAUUCAAUAUUCUCCGAAUAGCAAUGACAUAUCUGGUAUCACUGGUUAUUGCUGCACGUGUGCCAAUGGUAAUCGGACCGUUGGUUGUUGCUCUCAUGUCGCAGCAAUCAUUUAUCAUCUCACUCAUGGGCGAUAUUUGUCAAGAAUAUAUCGACCAGCCGAAUCAUUGACGAAUCUUUUUGAUCACAACGAGGGUACGACAGUAAUAGAAGACGAUAGUGACCUGGAUUAGCCAUUAUAUUAAGUUGUAUAUUUUCUUUCCUUUUCCUGUUCAUUUUCAUCAUUGAUUUUUUUG